AAUUUCUCUGCUGUACUGCCCGUCAGGUUGAGCCAGGACUUGGCUUGGUUCAGGACUUGGUGUGCAGAGUCUGAGGGUGAGUAACUGGCUUUGGGUGGGUCACCUGAGGCUGGGUCUCCUUGGCCUCCGGGAAGUUCCUGGGAAUUUGGGUGGGGUCCUGCUGUUAUAGAAAAGUCUAGCUCUGACCUAGAGCUGUGCUGAUCCCAGCCUGGGUCCCAUCCGUGAGCAGGAGGCUCCCAUAGCCCCCACACUUCCUCGCCUGUAGCUGGGACCGGGACUGCUAUGCUGUGAGAGGAUGACUGGGGUGAGGAUGGGAGACACCCAGAAUUCUGAUGGGAGUCUGCCCACCCACUUCGCAAGAAGGGGUGUGCUGGUCAAGGCUGGGUGCUUGCUGGAGGAAUCUGAUUGUCCUCUGCACCCUUGUUGCCUGCUGCUUUUAGAUAAAUCUCUGCCCCGCCCACCCAUGGCCACAGCUCAGGGUGGACAAGGACAGAGCUGUGAGGCUGAUGGAAGGCUGGCUGAGUUUGGUUUGGGGAGCGGGCUGUGUACACAGACCAUACCUCCUGUGCUGGGCUUGGCCUGCAAAAGUGCGGCCUGGGCCCGGAGAAAUCUGAGGGCAAAGGAAGAGAAGGCAUCAUUACCCAAGCUCCCUUCCAUGUGAGUGUCUGUGGUGGGGAAGCCUGAUCUUGCUGCUCUGCCUCUGAGGCAGCUCUGGAGAGGCUUGGAUGAGGAAGUGUGCUUCCUGACACACUAAGCCACCAGCUGCCUCCUCCCUCCAGCACUGAGCCUGAUGGCUCCUCCUUUGGCUUCCCCUACCCUCUGCUACUUGGGCUCUGUGGGUUGCACCUGGUACUUGAUCCCGCCUCAGGCUGGAGGCCUCACCUGCGCAACUCAGAUCUGAAGGUAGGGCCAGCGCACAGCCCAGCUGCUCAUCACCGGUUCACACACAGGCAUAGGUGCCACUGACUCCCAGCAUCCUGGCUGAGCUCUACUGUCCCUUCAGCUCUGUCCUUGGCCUGUUAGACCCCUCAUUGGCCCUCGACAAUGCUGCAAGUGCCUCCCUCACACGUGGGACCUCCACACCUCUUGCCUUUGUCCUCCCACGUGGUGGAUGCGCUGCAUACAGCCCUCAGGCUGCUCCGUGUCUGCCUCCAGGCUGGUCCUCUGCCUGAUGCUCUCCCAAGAGCGACAGGGCAGAGUUGGUCUCAGGCGGGAAGACCCAGAGGCCGUGCUGGGCCUGGGAGAGUCCCCACAGCCCUCGCAGGGCUACCCACACUGUCCCCUUAGGCUCGCCAGGUCGGGCAGCAGGGCGGAGCUGGCGGUGGCAUCUGUGGCCCUGGCUGACGCCUGCCUGUCUCCACAGCUGUGGCUCAGCUUUGCACCUGUGGCAGAUGCCAUUGCCCAGCACUUCCUCCUGUCCACGGAGCAGGUCAACUGGCUGUCACUCAUCUACUUUGUGGUGGCCAUCCCCGGUGGCAUAGCAGCCAUCUGGGUCCUGGACUUUGUGGGGCUCCGUGCAGCAACCAUCCUGGGCUCGUGGCUGAACUUUGUGGGGAGUGCUCUGCGUGCCUUGCCCUGCGUGGCUGUUGGGAUCCCCAGCCCAUUUGCCUUCUUCAUGGCUGGCCAGAGCCUCUGUGCCCUGGCCCAGACCCUGGUCAUCUUCUCUCCGGCAAAACUGGCUGCCUUGUGGUUCCCAGAGCACCAGAGAGCCACAGCCAACAUGAUUGCCACCAUGUCAAAUCCCCUGGGCAUCCUUGUGGCCAACCUGCUGUCACCUGCCCUGGUGAAGAAGGGAGAGGACAUCCCCUUGAUGCUUGGCGUCUACAUCAUCCCUGCCAGCCUUGCCUGCCUGCUCUCCAGUGCCUGUAUCUGGGAGGGUGUGCCUCCCACCCCACCCUCCACUGGAGCGGCCAGCUCCACCUCAGAGAAGUUUCUCCCCGGGCUUUGGCUGCUCCUGCGGAACAAAGCUUACAUCAUCCUGGCUGUGUGCUUUGGGGGUGGCAUCGGAGUCUUCUCCAGCUUCUCAGCCCUCCUGGAGCAGAUCCUCUGUGCCAGUGGCUACUCCAAUGAAUUUUCAGGCCUUUGUGGGGCUCUCUUCAUUGUGUUUGGGAUCCUGGGAGCACUGAUUCUUGGCCUGUACGUGGAUCGGACCAAGCAUUUCACUGAGGCUACCAAGAUAGGACUCUGCUUGGCCUCCUUGGCCUGUGUGGCCUUUUCCUUGGUGGCCCAGCUGCAGGGACAGGCCAUCGCACUAGCUGCCAUCUGCUCCCUACUUGGGCUCUUCGGCUUUGCAGUGGCACCCGUGGCCAUGGAGCUGGCAGUUGAGUGCUCCUUCCCUGUGGGUGAGGGAGCUGCCACGGGCCUGGUCUUCGUGCUGGGGCAGGCCGAGGGCAUGCUUAUCAUGGUGCUGUUGACAGUGCUGACAGUGCCACGCACAGAGCCAUCCUUCUCCACCUGCCAGCAUGGCAAGGACUCACUGGACUGGACAGUGUCCCUGCUGCUGCUGGCUGGUCUGUGCGCCCUCUUCACCUGUGCCUUGGUGCUCUUCUUUCACACCCCAUACCGGCGCCUGCAGGCUGAGUCAGAAGGGCUCCCUGCACCCAGGACUCCAAGCCUAACUCCAAAGCCACCCCCUGAGGCUCCCCAGGAAGCUCCCCAGGAAGUUCCUGCCUUGCCAGCUCCCCUGGAAGCCCCCCAGACUCUCCAGGACUGUGACCAGGGACAUGUGUGAAGGAAGAACUUUGGCUUGCAGCCCAUGAGCUGACAGGAGGGACUGCCUCAGGUCCUGGGCAUCCUAGGCAAGGCAGGAUGGCCUUGUGGCCCCAGAUGGACCUUGGCUAUAGCCCAGAGAACCCUGCUGCGUGGACCCUGACCAGGCCUGGCCCAGGUGGCGCGGUCAGGAGGGCAGUGUGAUGGCGCCUGUAGGAGGUGGGGAUCUGGGUAGGUUGGGUGGGCCAGUGGCAUGUACAGGUGAGGGGCCACCCAGUAGGAGCCCAGCCACCUCCCAGCUGUCCCUCGUGGGUGCCCAGGCCCCUGCAGUAUAAUGGACAGGCACAGGUGGGUCUUGGGUCCGUGUUCAUUGAGCCAGCACAGCCUGGCCAGGAUCACUCCUCCUCUCGUGGGUGAGCAUGUAACUCAGCACCUUGUAGUCCAUGUUGCCCGCUGCCUCCUCAGAGGUGAACAGCAACAGAUCCACCUGGAGCAGUAGGUCAGGUCAGUCCAUGCCCAAAUACAGAUUCCUGGACCGGAGCCACUACUGGUAGUGUUUCUGGGGGGUGUGGGCAGGACUGCAGGGCUGGGACCAGAGUGGGGCGGAGUGGGGCAGAGCAGCAGGGAGGGUUGAGGGUAGGGUAGGGUGGGGUGGGGCCUGCAGACCCAGGACCUCAGGCCACCAGGUCUCUAGUUCCCUUCCCAUCUCAGGGAUCAGGGGUGCCAAGGUGUCCAGUUCCAGCCUUUGGGUUCUGUGAAGUGUGCAGGGGUCCCAGGUGGCACUGGCUUGGAGUUGUGGAUUUUGGGCUGGGGUUCAGACAGCCUUGCUGUGAGCCCACAAAGGACUGAGUACUUUCUGUUCUGAUUUGAGUGCUCCCAGCCAGCUCUGUCCCUCCAGGAGAGUCCCCCAAGCCUGUAAGAGUGCCCCCUGUCCUGCACUGGUGGCACUGCGACACUCUCAGACUGACUCAGGGUUGCCCCCACCAUGCUUGGUCUGCAGAGGCUGGGAGGGUGCAGUAGGGUGCAGGCAUUUCAGUUGCGGUCAUCUUGCCAAUUUGGGACAUCAGCAGCCCUUUGAUGCUGAGGAAGGAAGGACGAGGAGACUGCUGAGUGCCCGCCCUGACUCCCCUGUGGGUCUGAACCCCACCUCCACUGCAGUCCUGGGUGCCCAGUGGUCACCAGAGCCUGUUGAUACUUGAAGGCCUAGCCUUGGGAGCAGCUGAUGGGGGCAGAGGCUGCUGGAAUAUUCCCUUCCUGCACCUCAUCUGAGGGCACACACCCCACAAACCACACUCCAUAACCAGCUGAGGAUGGAGCAGUACUGGGAUGAACCAUGAUCCCAGGUCCCUAAGAAAGCACGGGUGGCCUCCCCCUGGUACCCAAGGACUGGGCUCUCGGUCUCUGAAUGGCCCCUGAAGGAUAGGUGUGGGCUGGCCCUGCUCCUGUCUGGGUUGCACGCUCUUCACACCCUGGGGUGGGGCCCCGAGGAAACCCACGCUCGCUACUCCUUGAGUGCCACGACCACGCCAGUAGAGUCUGCGUGACAAUGCCGGUCACCUGGCAGAAACCAGACCAGAGGUAUCGUCC
Molecule: messenger RNA, 4296 nt
Organism: Fukomys damarensis (Damara mole-rat)
Lineage: Eukaryota; Metazoa; Chordata; Mammalia; Rodentia; Bathyergidae
Gene: Slc49a3
Product: solute carrier family 49 member 3
Exons: 9
Coding region: 1112-2731 (539 amino acids)
Biological process (GO): transmembrane transport
Cellular component (GO): membrane
Molecular function (GO): transmembrane transporter activity
Source: RefSeq, a predicted model, not a curated record